AUGGAAGAAGUAAAUAAUACAGCAGUGGCUGAAUUCAUCCUUUCUGGGUUAACAGAGAACCCAAACCUCCAGUUGCCUCUGUUCUUCAUCUUUCUAGGAGUCUAUUUGGUUACAGUUGUGGGAAACAUGGGCAUGAUCAUCUUGAUUCUGUUCAGUUCUCAGCUGCACACGCCCAUGUAUUAUUUACUCAGCAGUCUGUCCUUUAUUGACUGCUGUCAGUCCACUGUCAUUACUCCCAAAAUGCUGAUGAACUUUGUGACAGAAAAGAAUGUCAUCCCAUACCCAGAAUGCAUAGCUCAAUUUUACUUCUUCGGUGCUUUUGCUGUUGCAGAAUGCCACAUGUUGGCUGCAAUGGCAUAUGACCGCUAUGUGGCUAUCGCCAAUCCUUUGCUUUACUAUGUAACCAUGUCCUAUCAAGUCUGUUUGUGGAUGAUAGCUGGGGUAUAUGGUAUGGGCUUACUAAGUGCCACAACUCAUACUGUCUUUCUGCUGAGAGUGAUUUUCUGCAAGGCUAAUAUAAUAAGGCAUUAUUUCUGCGAUCUUUUCCCAUUACUGGAGCUCUCAUGCUCCAGUACUUUUAUCAAUGAAAUUCUUGCACUGUCCUUCAGUGCAUUUCACAUUAUAGCACCAACUGUGACCAUCCUUAGCUCUUACAUCUUCAUCAUUGUCAACAUUCUCCGCAUUCAAUCCACUGGGGGAAGAUACAAGGCCUUCAGUACCUGCAGUUCUCACAUUAUGGCUGUUGCCAUCUUCUUUGGCUCGACAGCUUUCAUGUACCUUCAGCCAUCAUCAGUUAGCUCCCUGGGUCAAGGGAAAUUGUCAUCUGUGUUUUAUACCAUUGUUGUGCCUAUGUUGAAUCCCAUGAUCUACAGCCUGAGAAAUAAAGAUGUCAAAGUUGCGUUUAAAAUGUUACUCAAAAAGUGUUUCUUCUCAACAAAGACUAAUUUUGUUUAG
This is a messenger RNA of Microtus ochrogaster (prairie vole), 954 nucleotides long. RefSeq names its product olfactory receptor 8G50-like. Gene Ontology annotation, molecular function: olfactory receptor activity; G protein-coupled receptor activity. The record is from RefSeq and is a predicted model, not a curated record. Gene Ontology annotation, cellular component: membrane. Gene Ontology annotation, biological process: G protein-coupled receptor signaling pathway. Lineage: Eukaryota; Metazoa; Chordata; Mammalia; Rodentia; Cricetidae.